This is a messenger RNA of Gastrolobium bilobum, 1221 nucleotides long. RefSeq lists its product as uncharacterized. The record is from RefSeq and is a predicted model, not a curated record. Lineage: Eukaryota; Viridiplantae; Streptophyta; Magnoliopsida; Fabales; Fabaceae. The transcript has 4 exons. The coding region runs from base 1 to 1221 and encodes 406 amino acids.
AUGGUGGCGGCAUGGUCCGAUUCAGAAUCUGAAGAAGAAAAAUUUGAUGAAGAUGCACAAGCGAAUCUUUACUUAAUGGUGCAUAGCGACUCAGAAACUGCUGAUGAACCACAAGAGGCAAAAGUGAGGGGGAACAACCUGUGGUAUCUUGAUAGUGGUUGUUCUAAACAUAUGACUGGAGAUAAAUCAAGAUUUCUCUCACUAAUGCCUUUUCAAGGAGGGAAUGUGACAUUUGGAGAUGACAAAAAAGGUGAAAUCAUUGGAAUUGGUAAGGUUGGCAAGUCACCUUCUCACUGUAUUGAUAAUGUCUUCUUGGUCAAAGGUUUGAAACACAAUCUUUUAAGCAUUUCUCAAUUUUGUGACAAAGAUUAUGAUCCCUUGUUGUGGCAUAGAAGAUUAGGACAUGCCAGUUUAUCUACCUUGAAAAAACUAAGCUCACUUGACUUAGUUGUUGGCUUACCAUCAAUUAAGGUUGAAGAUAACCAACUAUGUGAAGCUUGUGCAAGAGGUAAGCAUGUUAAGUCAUCAUUCAAAUCCAAGAACAUGGUUUCUCAAAGUGACAAGGGUACAAUGAUUCAUCAACAAAAGUACCUCAAAGACCUUCUAAAAAAAUAUGGGAUGGAAGCCUCUAAGCCGCACAAGACUCCAAUGGGGAUUGGAGAUAGAUUAAGUGAGGACAAAGAAGGUAAAAGUGUGGAUGAAAAAAUGUAUAGAGGUAUGAUUGGAUCACUUUUAUAUUUAACAGCUAGUAGGCCUGACAUUGUGUUUAGUGUAGGCUUAUGUGCACGUUUUCAAUCCAAUCCCAAAGAAUCCCAUUUGAAAUCUGUUAAACAGAUAUUAAGAUACUUAAAAGGAUUUGAUAACUUAGGAUUAUGGUAUCCUAGGGGUGCUAAUUUUGAUCUAGUGGCAUAUAGUGAUGCAGAUUUUGCAGGUGACCUUGUUCAUAGAAAAAGCACUUCAGGUAUGGCUCAAUUUCUUGGUCCUUGCUUGGUUACUUGGGGUUCAAAGAAACAGAAUACUAUUGCAUUAUCCACUACUGAAGCUGAAUAUAUUUCUGCUGCCCUUUGUUGUGCUCAAUUGUUAUGGAUAAAACAACAGUUAAUUGAAUUUGGAAUAAAUUUUGGUUGUAUGCCUAUCCUUUGUGACAACUCAAGUGCUAUAAGAUUCCUAGAUCAUGAAUUACAAGUCCAUGAAGCAUCCUUGAAGGUGAAUAAAUUGUGA